Symphalangus syndactylus (siamang) is the source of this 2589-nucleotide messenger RNA. It is a transcript of the gene MCCC1, whose product is annotated as methylcrotonyl-CoA carboxylase subunit 1. Gene Ontology annotation, molecular function: methylcrotonoyl-CoA carboxylase activity; metal ion binding; ATP binding. Lineage: Eukaryota; Metazoa; Chordata; Mammalia; Primates; Hylobatidae. Gene Ontology annotation, cellular component: mitochondrion. The record is from RefSeq and is a predicted model, not a curated record.
CUGGUCUUUCAUUGGUGUUCGUGGAGACGCCCUCACAUUCUUGGAUCAGCCCAAAGCAAGGCUCAGGCUCCGACGGUGGCCGGCGGGGGUCACGAGGCUUCGUAGUGGAGGGACGGGUUUGGCGUGUGGGACGCAGCUGCCUCUGCGCUGGGGAGUUGCGGAGUGGCCGGGCUCCAGGGACAUGGCGGCGGCCUCUGCGGUGUCGGUGCUGCUGGUGGCGGCAGAGAGGAACCGGUGGCAUCGUCUCCCGAGCCUGCUCCUGCCGCCGAGGACAUGGGUGUGGAGGCAAAGAACCAUGAAGUACACAACAACCACAGGAAGAAACAUUACCAAGGUCCUCAUUGCAAACAGAGGAGAAAUUGCCUGCAGGGUGAUGCGCACAGCCAAAAAACUGGGUGUACAGACUGUGGCGGUUUAUAGUGAGGCUGACAGAAAUUCCAUGCAUGUAGAUAUGGCAGAUGAAGCAUAUUCCAUCGGCCCUGCUCCCUCCCAGCAGAGCUACCUAUCUAUGGAGAAAAUCAUUCAAGUGGCCAAGACCUCUGCUGCACAGGCUAUCCAUCCAGGAUAUGGUUUUCUUUCAGAAAACAUGGAAUUUGCUGAACUUUGUAAGCAAGAAGGAAUUAUUUUUAUAGGCCCUCCUCCAUCUGCAAUUAGAGACAUGGGUAUAAAGAGCACAUCCAAAUCCAUAAUGGCUGCUGCUGGAGUACCUGUUGUGGAGGGUUAUCAUGGUGAGGACCAAUCAGACCAGUGCCUGAAGGAACACGCCGGGAGAAUUGGCUAUCCUGUCAUGAUUAAAGCUGUCCGGGGUGGAGGAGGAAAAGGAAUGAGGAUUGUUAGAUCAGAACAAGAAUUUCAAGAACAGUUAGAGUCAGUGCGGAGAGAAGCUAAGAAGUCUUUCAAUGAUGAUGUUGUGUUGAUCGAGAAGUUUGUAGACACACCGAGGCAUGUAGAAGUGCAGGUGUUUGGUGAUCACCAUGGCAAUGCUGUGUACUUGUUUGAAAGAGACUGUAGUGUGCAGAGGCGACAUCAGAAGAUCAUUGAGGAGGCCCCAGCGCCUGGUAUUAAACCUGAAGUAAGAAAAAAGCUGGGAGAAGCUGCAGUCAGAGCUGCUAAAGCUGUAAAUUAUGUUGGAGCAGGGACUGUGGAGUUUAUUAUGGACUCAAAACAUAAUUUCUAUUUCAUGGAGAUGAAUACAAGGCUGCAAGUGGAACAUCCUGUUACUGAGAUGAUCACAGGAACUGACUUGGUGGAGUGGCAGCUUAGAAUUGCAGCAGGAGAGAAGAUUCCUUUGAGCCAGGAAGAAAUAACUCUGCAGGGCCAUGCCUUCGAAGCUAGAAUAUAUGCAGAAGAUCCUAGCAAUAACUUCAUGCCUGGGGCUGGCCCAUUAGUGCACCUCUCUACUCCUCGAGCAGACCCUUCCACCAGGAUUGAAACUGGAGUACGGCAAGGAGACGAAGUUUCCGUGCAUUAUGACCCCAUGAUUGCGAAGCUGGUCGUGUGGGCUGCAGAUCGCCAGGCGGCAUUGACAAAACUGAGGUACAGCCUUCGUCAGUACAAUAUUGUUGGACUGCACACCAACAUUGACUUCUUACUCAACCUGUCUGGCCACCCAGAGUUUGAAGCUGGGAACGUCCACACCGAUUUCAUCCCUCAACACCACAAACAGUUGUUGCUCAGUCGGAAGGCUGCAGCCAAAGAGUCUUUAUGCCAGGCAGCCCUGGGUCUCAUCCUCAAGGAGAAAGCCAUGACUGACACUUUCACUCUUCAGGCACAUGAUCAAUUCUCUCCAUUUUCGUCUAGCAGUGGAAGAAGACUGAAUAUCUCUUAUACCAGAAACAUGACUCUUAAAGAUGGUAAAAACAAUGUAGCCAUAGCUGUAACGUAUAACCGUGAUGGGUCUUAUAGCAUGCAGAUUGAAGAUAAAACUUUCCAAGUCCUUGGUGAUCUUUACAGCGAGGGAGACUGCACUUACCUGAAAUGUUCUGUUAAUGGAGUUGCUAGUAAAGCGAAGCUGAUUAUCCUGGAAAACACUAUUUACCUAUUUUCCAAGGAAGGAAGUAUUGAGAUUGACAUUCCAGUCCCCAAGUACUUAUCUUCUGUGAGCUUACAAGGAACUCAGGGAGGCCCCUUAGCUCCUAUGACUGGAACCAUUGAAAAGGUGUUUGUCAAAGCUGGAGACAAAGUGAAAGCGGGAGAUUUCAUCAUGGUUAUGAUCGCCAUGAAGAUGGAGCAUACCAUAAAGGCUCCAAAGGAUGGCACAAUAAAGAAAGUGUUCUACAGAGAAGGUGCUCAGGCUGACAGACACACUCCUUUAGUCGAGUUUGAGGAGGAAGAAUCAGACAAAAGGGAAUUGGAAUAAACUCCAGCAAGGAAAUGGCCAAUUAAGUAGUGUCUUCUCUCUCCACCAAAAAGAGGAAGUGCCUCCAGCUUUUCUCGGGGUCUCAUAAAGAGCAGUUUUACUAAAUGAUUUGUAUGCUUGUGCUGAACACCUUUCAUAUUGGAGAAUCAUGCAUUUGGGUCACAAAUAUAAUAAAUUAUCUCAAAAUAUUUCAUACUAAUAAAGUUGAAUUAUUUUUUAUUGGAAGCCAA